AUGCCCGCCCCAAGGUCGCCGUCCCAUCCCAUCGUGCCACGGACACGGUCGGCGUCGUGUCAUGUGCCUCGUGCCCUGCGUGCCGGCAUCGAGCGUGCGACGGAUCGCCUUGGCACGGCCGACGUCGAAGCCUCCGAGCACCGUGCCGAACCGACUCGUCGUCGGCCGUCGAUCGGACAGGAUGCUUCAGCUCAUGAAUUUUGCCUCGGCAUCGAGACCAUGAUUCGGCGAUAUACGAUGAAGACCACUACGUUUGGAGCAUCAAAUCCGUGCAUGUCAGUCGUCAAUGGGACAGGAUGCUUCCAGCUCAUGAAUUUUGUCUCGGCAUCGAGACCAUGA
This is a messenger RNA of Drechmeria coniospora, 339 nucleotides long. RefSeq lists its product as uncharacterized. The record is from RefSeq and is a predicted model, not a curated record. NCBI's taxonomy places the organism in Eukaryota, Fungi, Ascomycota, Sordariomycetes, Hypocreales, Ophiocordycipitaceae. The coding region runs from base 1 to 339 and encodes 112 amino acids. The transcript has a single exon.